CUCCGGACCCUUCUUCCUUCUUCUCAAUGUCGCGCGAAUUCACCCUGGGCACCUCUCUCUUCCUCCUCCAUCUCUGCACAUAGAUACCCCCUGCUUCCCUUCUUCUUCACUCCCAAUAGAGAAGAAAGUAUCUCUCAAAUCGAUAACCACAGUUCGCUAACUGUACAUGGAGUUCUUCUAUGAUCCAUUCCUAACGACAACGAUCUAUCACCUGAUGGACACUCCUGAUCAGGAUAUGGAGAAAACCCACAACCCACAGACAAGAGCAUACGUCAGAGACCGCAAGGCCAUGGCGGCAACUCCGGCGGAUGUGAAGGAUCUACCAGGUGCGUACGUUUUCCUGAUCGAUAUGCCGGGGAUCAAGAGCGGCGAGAUCAAAGUUGAGGUGGAAGAGGGGAACGUGCUGGUUGUGAGCGGGGAGAGGAAGCGAGGGGAGGAGAAGGAGGGUAAGUACUUGAGAAUGGAACGCCGGAUGGGGAAAUUUAUGAGAAAGUUUCCAUUGCCGGAGAAUGCCAACCUGGAUGCCAUCUCGGCGGUUUGCCGGGAAGGAGUGCUUACGGUGACGGUGGAGAAAAAGCCUCCCCCGGAGCCGAAGAAACCUAAGACCAUAGAGGUUAAAGUUGGUUGAGAUCUGGGGUGGAGAGGUUGGGGAUUGUGGAGAUUACCGUGUGUUUGAUGAAUGAUGGGAUGUUCCAGCGGUAUGAAGCUGGAGAUUUAGGGAUUUCGUAAACCCUAGACUAGUUUAUCUGUGUCUUCCUGUGUUUCUUGUGUGUGAAAGAUGGCAAAUGAGCGAUUUUUCUUGUGUU
This is a messenger RNA of Phalaenopsis equestris, 806 nucleotides long. RefSeq names its product 17.1 kDa class II heat shock protein-like. The transcript has a single exon. Gene Ontology annotation, biological process: response to heat; response to salt stress; response to hydrogen peroxide. The record is from RefSeq and is a predicted model, not a curated record. NCBI's taxonomy places the organism in Eukaryota, Viridiplantae, Streptophyta, Magnoliopsida, Asparagales, Orchidaceae. The coding region runs from base 167 to 628 and encodes 153 amino acids.